GACAUAGACUCCGCACUGCGUGAGGUCCGCAUAGCCCUACUUGAGGCAGACGUUAACUUCCGCGUCGCCCGCCAGCUCGUGUCCAGCAUCAAAGAGCGUGUAUCCCAGGAAGACCUGUUGACCAGCCUGACCCCCCGGCCAACAGAGUUGACAGCUAUCCUCACCGGCGGCAGUCACAGACUCGCAACCGGAUCGUCCCAGCCCACUGUUGUCCUGAUGGCCGGACUAAACGGCGCGGGCAAGACAACCCUAUCCGCCAAGCUCGCCCUCCAUCUCAAGCAGAGUGGCCAGUCAUCGGUGCUCGUGGCAGCCGACCUGCGCAGGCCUGCCGCGAUUGACCAGUUGGAGACUCUGGGACGCCAGACAGGCGUCGAAGUCUAUUCCGAACGCGGCUCCUCGGACACUGUCGCAGUUGCCCAAGCCGGGAUCAGGCGAGCCCGGGAAGUCGGCGCUGCAUGGGUGAUCAUAGACACGUCAGGUCGCUUUCAAGUUGAUGCCGAGUUAAUGGACGAGCUCGAAGACGUCCACAAUGCAGUCCAACCGACGGAGACCCUGCUCACGCUCGACGCCAUGACCGGACAGGAGGCCGUCGAUGUCGCCGAGAAAUUCCACGAGCGAAUCAAUCUAACGGGACUCGCACUCACCAAGAUGGAUGGCGAUGCGCGAGGCGGUGGCGCUCUCUCGGGUCACCACUGUAACGGGAGUUCCUAUCAAGUUCAUGGGCACCGGAGAGCGUAUGGACGCUCUCGAACAGUUCCACCCCGACAGGCUUGCUUCGAGAAUCCUCGGGAUGGGCGACAUGCUUACGCUUAUCGAGAAGGCCGAGCAAGGCAUCGAUGA
Messenger RNA from Geodia barretti, 840 nucleotides. NCBI's taxonomy places the organism in Eukaryota, Metazoa, Porifera, Demospongiae, Tetractinellida, Geodiidae. The record is from the annotation of a GenBank genome assembly.